Drepanopeziza brunnea f. sp. 'multigermtubi' MB_m1 is the source of this 642-nucleotide messenger RNA. The record is from RefSeq and is a predicted model, not a curated record. NCBI's taxonomy places the organism in Eukaryota, Fungi, Ascomycota, Leotiomycetes, Helotiales, Drepanopezizaceae.
AUGGCCUCCAGCGUUGGCGAGAGCUUGCCCAUUGCAGCGGGGAAGGAGAUCGAUGUCGGUCAGGGAGAUACGGUACUGACACAAGUCGACAGGAGGAGGGGAGAACCACGGAUCACAAGCUGGGCAAGGUUCUCGAGAGAGCUUGCCAUCCGUCUAUCUACCAAGGGUCAGGACAUCGACCUCGGUAGAGGCGAUGGAGCGGUUGUAAAGAGACGAGACGCGAGGCAAAUCCCAUCGACAACUUACGUGGCUUCUACAUGUUCGUUCGCAACUACAUACUUCUCAGCCGAUCCCAGCGAUAGCGUGGUGGUGAUUAGCCGAGAUAUGGCAUGGCUAGUGUUUUCUCCCGGUAUCGCGUCUCGAAAGGGGAGAGACCACCGAGUAGAGUGCUACGAGACUCCCACUACUGUCGGAAGGUCCGUUUUUCCCGCGCCAGAAUCCCAGGCCCAGAGGGAUGAACAUGUUGGAGCUGAGACUGCCGUCGACUUUGAACCCAGCAGCUCUGGUACUCUGCGGUCAAGCGAGGAACAUGCUAAACAAGUCAGCCAGCCAUCCAUCCAUCUUCGCUCGAGGGAGCUCCACGUCGCCCCCGGUGCAGAUUCGCAGGAGCAUCUACACUACACUAAACGCAAGAUGCUCUAG